AUGUCGGGCCGCGUGAGCGCCGUCAGGGACCGGUGCUUGGAGCUGGAGCGCGUCAUCGGCGCCCGCGCCCGCUCGGGAAGCCUCGGCCUCGACGACGCGCUCAAGCUGUUUGACGGAUUGCGUACCCACGCCAGGCCUGCCUCGGUUAUUGCCUUCAACCAUCUCCUCACCGCUGUGUCUCGUGCGUCGGGCCGGCGCUCCUCCACCUCAGAGUCAGAGCUCGUCGUCUCCCUCUUCAACCAGAUGAUCUGUGAAUGCUCCAUCAAGGUGACUCCAGACCUUUGCACCUACAGCAUACUCAUCGGCUGCUUCUGCCGCAUGGACCACCUGGAGCAUGGCUUCGCCACCUUUGGCCUCAUCCUUAAGACAGGCUGGAGAGUGAAUAACGUAGUAGUCAUCAGUCAACUGCUCAAAGGUCUCUGUGACGCAAAGAGGGUGGGUGAGGCCAUGGACGUUUUGAUCAAACGAAUGCCUGAGCUUGGCUGCACGCCGAAUGUAGUAUCAUACAAUACACUUCUCAAGGGUUUUUGCAAUGAAAAGAGAACUGGGGAGGCACUUGAGCUGCUCCACAUGAUGGCUGAUGAUCAAGCAUUCAAAAUGUGUUCUAAGGAUCUUCAACUUGAUAUUAUUACUUUCACCAUUAUGAUUGGCGCUUUGCUCAAAGGUGGCAGAAGGGAAGAUGCCAUGAAUUUGUUUGGUGCUAUCUCUUCUUAUGGUUUGGUUCUGGAUGCUGAGACCUACUGCUUAAUAGCAGAAAAUCUCAUAGAAGAAGAGUCACUUGAGGAGUUCGAUGGUCUGUUUUCAGCAAUGGAAAAGAAUGGUACUGCUCCAAACUCACGUUUGUUAAAUGCUAUAGUUAGGAGGUUGUUGCAUAGAGGUGACAUAAGCAGGGCUGGGGCUUACCUCUCCAAACUUAAUGAGAAGAAUUUCUCACUUGAGGCUUCCACUACUUCCAUGCUUAUAUCACUUUUCUCGAGGGAGGAAUACCAGCACCAUGCAAAGUUUCUGCCUGAAAAGUAUCGUUUCCUCAAUGAAGCUAAGAAAUGA
Molecule: messenger RNA, 1047 nt
Organism: Miscanthus lutarioriparius
Lineage: Eukaryota; Viridiplantae; Streptophyta; Magnoliopsida; Poales; Poaceae
Source: the annotation of a GenBank genome assembly